CUCACUGAGCUCCAAGUCGAGGACGUCAAGCUCCAGGCGCUACCCAGCUCCCUUUCAGCUUGCACUAACCUCACUUCCCUCACCGUGAUGAACUGCUGCAUCAGCAUCUUCCCGUCCGUCAUUGUGAAACUCAGACAUCUCAUCGCGCUGAACCUUGUUGGCAACUUGAUCCGCAUUGUCCCUUCCUCCAUCCGCGCUCUGCAGUCCCUGGAGACCAUCAACUUGUCGUCCAACGUGAUAUCAACCGUCCCGCAUGCCAUGACAGCUUUGCAAUCGUUGCAGGAGAUCAUUUUUAGCGACAACAAGCUGAAACUAUGCGAUGUCAAAUUUGAAAAGAUGCAGUCGCUGCGUUAUCUGGACUUGUCUCACAACAACAUGAAGAGAAUUCCAAAGUUUGUGUGGGGCUGCAAAGAGCUCAACAUUCUGCACCUCAACAACAACAGCAUCGAAGGUCUGCCGUUGGAGCUGGGAGAGCUGCAAGAGUUGAGAUACCUGAAUCUUGAAGCAAACAACAUCUUCUUCCUACCGCCA
This is a messenger RNA of Guillardia theta CCMP2712, 531 nucleotides long. RefSeq lists its product as hypothetical. NCBI's taxonomy places the organism in Eukaryota, Cryptophyceae, Pyrenomonadales, Geminigeraceae. The transcript has 3 exons. The annotation marks the transcript as partial. Gene Ontology annotation, molecular function: protein binding. The record is from RefSeq and is a predicted model, not a curated record.